CAGUACAACCUUCAAAAGAAACGCGAAACAUCGAACUCUAUUACAUCUCGACAGGGCCAUGUCUUCUAUUGAUAUGCUACUGGAUGGGGCCCUGGCGUCCUGUUUUGCCGUGGUCUUUUCGAACCCGUUGGAUACGAUGCGGACGCGGAUGCAGCUGCAGGGUCAGCUUUGCCGGUCCGGGCAGUAUCAGGUGAUUUAUCGAAAUAUUAUCCAGGGUAUGCUCCGCGUGGCACGGGAAGAGGGGUUGUUAGCACUCCAGAAGGGAUUAGGCUCCUCGAUACUAUGGCAAAUCUCCCAAAACGGCGUCCGCAUUGGGUUAUACCCCGCCCUGAAAGAGGAUAUUGGCUACCUUUUGAAUAGUGAGGAUUCUCUUUUGACCUGCGCGACAACCGGCGGUCUCUGCGGCUUCAUCGGCACUGGACUUGCCUCGCCGUUUAUGUUGGUGAAGACGCGCCUGCAAUCACAACAUAACAACACAAUCGGCGAAAAUGGACAGACCCUCCAGCGAAGUUCUAUUGGCCAGCAGCACCACUACAAAGGGAUCUGCGAUGCGUUUCGCACAAUUUACCGAGAAAACGGUAUCUUGGGGUGGUGGCAUGGCUCCUCAAUCUCCGUCUUCUUGGGGGUUACUGCGUCUAUUCUCCAGCUCACCGCGUAUGACCGUUUGAAGUUUUACAUUUGCGAAUAUGCUAACUUGAAGUCAUCGGACAUACGAGUCCACGCUCUAUCUUCUAUCCUCUCAACUUGUAUAAUGAUACUUUUCCUGAACCCAAUUUUUCUUAUCUCCACACGGGUCUACAACAAUCCGCUGAAAGGUGGGGGAGAGGGCUUGUUGAGCCUAUUCCCCACGAUAGUGAAGACUUUUCGUGUGGAGGGGAUUCGCGGCAUGUACAAGGGCUCCACUGCGUAUGGCAUGCGCUCGGUGCCACAUUUUCUUUUCACGUUUAUUGCGUUAGAACAGCUUCGUUCGUUUCGGGAGAAGUACACAAAUCGCUCAUAUACCACCGGCACGAAGGCAAACAAGAACAUCGGGUAUUUUAAGAGAAGACAUGCCGCCGCUCAACAUUCUUCACAGCUUGGUCAAUCUGUGUCCGAUCUUGAUUAA
Phytomonas sp. Hart1 is the source of this 1105-nucleotide messenger RNA. The record is from the annotation of a GenBank genome assembly. Lineage: Eukaryota; Euglenozoa; Kinetoplastea; Trypanosomatida; Trypanosomatidae.